This is a messenger RNA of Histoplasma mississippiense, 603 nucleotides long. RefSeq lists its product with no specific name. The coding region runs from base 1 to 603 and encodes 200 amino acids. Gene Ontology annotation, molecular function: transmembrane transporter activity. Gene Ontology annotation, biological process: transmembrane transport. Gene Ontology annotation, cellular component: membrane. The record is from RefSeq and is a predicted model, not a curated record. NCBI's taxonomy places the organism in Eukaryota, Fungi, Ascomycota, Eurotiomycetes, Onygenales, Ajellomycetaceae. The transcript is spliced from 3 exons.
AUGGCUGCUGAUGAUCAUAUUCUCCUCGACGAUGAGACUGACGCUCUCCUUGGGACGGAAUCGCCCCUGCCAACAGUCCGCCCUCGGAAAACUAGGGAAAAACCUGUCGUUUUCGUAUUUCUCUGUGUCCUAAUAGUAUUCUGUAUUGAUUUUGGAAACUUCCUCUCCGUCGCUCCUCAAACCAGCAUCUACGAGGCUAUAGCUUGCCGCAAGUAUUAUGAAACGCACGAACCAGGCCAAUAUCGAUUGUUAGAAGACAUUCCAGAGGACAAGUGUAAAAUCCCACCGGUGCAGGGCGAACUAGCCUUCGUGCAAGGAUUGCAGAUCAGUUUCGAAGCGCUCCCCAGCAUUUUACUCUCUAUUCCGUACGGCCGUCUCGCGGACAACGUUAAAUACGGAAGGAAAUUUGUCCUUUCCCUAGCGGUGGUUGGCCUUCUGUUGGGUCAAUUUUGGGUACUUUUGGUAUGCUGGUUCUCUCGGGUCAUGUCUCUGCGGGCAGUGUGGCUGGGGUCAGCAGCUCUCUUCAUAGGGGGUGGAGCUGGCGUGGCAUUAGCCAUGUUGAUGACAAUGAUGACGGAUGUUGUUGAGGCUGGAUAUAGAUAG